Verruconis gallopava is the source of this 2890-nucleotide messenger RNA. RefSeq lists its product as uncharacterized. Gene Ontology annotation, molecular function: GTP binding; GTPase activity. NCBI's taxonomy places the organism in Eukaryota, Fungi, Ascomycota, Dothideomycetes, Venturiales, Sympoventuriaceae. The record is from RefSeq and is a predicted model, not a curated record. Gene Ontology annotation, biological process: cellular response to amino acid stimulus; regulation of autophagy; cellular response to starvation. Bases 1514 to 2752 code for a protein of 412 amino acids. Gene Ontology annotation, cellular component: nucleus; Gtr1-Gtr2 GTPase complex; fungal-type vacuole membrane. The transcript has 3 exons.
CAGCACCCCGCGCCGUCGCCCUCCCCUUCCUCGCCCCGCCCGUCUCCUCCGGUCCUCGUCCACGCUCGAUCGCUCGUCGUUCUUGUCGUCGUUCUGUGUCGCAGCACACCGGAACUCCGCGCCGGGCCCUACGCCUCUCUGCCGCUCAUGCACACUCCCUCUCUCGCCCUUUCCCUUGCUUGUCUGUCUCGACUCGCGCUCGCUCACGGAACGAUCCCUCCGUCCUCUGACGCCUCAUGGCCAUGGUGAGUCCUGCUCUUUCUCUUCUUGCGCUUCUCUGUUGUACCAAUCGCUGCUGUGGCCUGUCCAUAUCACCCCCCACCCCCUUCUUCUCCCGAUCGGCCUGCCAAACCUCGACGGCAACCUACAAGCCUUUGCCUGGUUUUCCUCCCUCCCGCUGCCCGUCUCAGCUUUUCUUUUUUCAUUUCUUCUCAAUUUUUUUCUUGACCUGCGUUCAUCCCUGUCCCGCCACCAGCCUUGCAGUUGCCUCUGCGGCCAGACGCCACGCCCACACGCGCACUCGAGCACACUAACUCGCCCUCUCUUUCUUCACUCGCCUGUUCCCUUCCAAUCCCAUCCUCUCGGAUCCGUGUCGAGUACCCGAUGCUAGGACAGCCUUGCAUUAGUCCCGCUAGUCUGGAUCUUCGAGGAAGUGAGCUGGCAGACACGAUAUAGCGCGCAGAACAGCAAAAGCACGGCACUUGUCCCUGUGAGCCGCACCAUUUUUAAAACCCCUUCACGGUCGCGUGGGAUGUUUGCCUCUUCGUGCUGAUCUCGCUGUUGCUGCCUCUUGGGCUUCCAGAGGCUCUCGAUGCUACUCGUCGCCCAUCCAAUCGCCGUCCUUGCGCAACGUAAAAUGGCGGUGACCUCGUUUUGCGACUUGUAAAACAUUGUUCCUUCUCGUCAGCUCAACUUCUUCUAGAUCCGGCUGCUUUCCUGCCUGCCUUUGCUGCUAUUGCUGUUUCUGCUGCUGCUGCUGCUGCUGCUGCUGUUGUUGUUGUUGUUGUUGUUACUGUUCAUCCUCCCUUGCCAUCCCUCGACGGUAUAUGGCGCUCGCUUCCGCGAGCCUUCCAACACACACGCGCACGCACACACAAACAACCACAAAAACACGAACACUUCCCUUUCAGACUUGUCCCUCUUCCUCUCUCCUCUUUCCCAUCCGAACGUCGCCUUUGUGGCUUCUGCGUCAGCUCUGCAUCGAGUCAAGCGUAUGAACACAAGCACGACGCUUCAAUCCCUUUUCUUAAAAUAAUGCUGUCAGCGAUUGGAUUGGCGGACGACGCUUGAGUUGACAAGGUCAUUGCUCGCCUUCUCACGUCUUCGCUUUGGCCGGAUUACCCUGCUGCCUCGCUGAGACUCGGGAAGAACGCAAGCCUGGCCAAACAGGAAAAAAAAAAUUCUAAUCUUCUUAUCUGCUGCCAACCUUCGCCCAAACUCCUCUUAGCAUCGCAUUGGCUGGUCACUACUCUCAAGCAUUGCGCUCCCCCCAUCUUCUGCUCCCUUCUCGGCCAUGACGCCAAAAUCUGCGCUUUCCCAUGAUGAACGAUCCACAACACCUACAGAGUCCCAGAAGAACUUCGAUCACACGCUUUCUCGUCUUGAUGAUGCUACUAGUUCAACUCUGAUCCGAUACUUUCAGAAUCUCGAACAAGCAGAGUCGCCGGCUAGUUCGGCCGCGCCAAAGUACCACACAGGCAAGCUUCCAAACAGCAAGGUCGCCGAUGGCAAGCCGCGGUUGCUGCUCAUGGGCCAGCGCCGGAGCGGCAAAUCGUCCAUCUCCAGCGUAGUCUUUCACAAGCUGCCCCCAAGCGAGACGCUGUACCUCGAGACCACGACCAAGAUCAGGAAAGAUUCAAUGCACUCAUUCAUGGAUUUCCAGGUAUGGGACUUUCCCGGCCACUUGAAUUACUUCGACCCUGCUUUCGACAGUGCCGAGAUAUUCUCAGAGAUUGGCGCCCUGAUCUGGGUCAUCGACGCACAGGACGAGUACCUAGACGCCGUAGCGCGCCUCAAUGCUACUAUUCUCAACCUUCAGACAACCUAUCCGGCGAUAAACAUUGAAGUUUUUGUGCACAAGGUCGACGGUCUCUCUGAUGACUACCGCAGCGAUACCUUUCGCGACAUAGUACAGCGCGUGCAGGACGAGCUGUCAGACGCGGGCGUUGAUAGCGCACCGGUGCAUUUUCACCAGACCAGUAUCUACGACCACUCGAUCUUUGAGGCUUUCUCCAAGGUCAUACAGAAGCUCAUCCCGCAGUUGCCAACGUUAGAAGCGCUGCUCAACUCUCUGUGCUUCAACUGCCGAUUUCAAAAGGCGUACCUUUUCGACCUGGUGUCCAAAAUCUAUAUCGCUACAGACACAUCCCCAACAGAUAUUGGAAGCUACGAGAUAUGCUCGGACUACAUUGACGUCAUACUAGACAUCACCGAAAUCUACGGCCAGCGACCGGUGGACACUGGGCAACUUGAAGGUACCGAGCAGGACCAAGAAGGGUCACAGGCUGUCAACAAAGCGAAUGGCUCGGACUCGCCAAAUUCAGCAGGUAUUUUGCAGGAGAGCGGCAACGGCCCCGCAGAGAGUUUGAUAACAAUGGAGAAGAAGGGCAACUAUCUCUACCUGAGAGAAGUGAACACCUAUCUAUGCCUCAUAUGCAUAAUGGGUGACAACAGCCCAACAGAGGGCAAGGCUUUGAUUGACUACAAUGUGGGCGUGUUUCAAGAAGCAUUGCGGCAGGUCUUUCCACGCUGAAAGUAUGGGCACGCUCCGGACGAGAUUAGACGAUAUAUCCCUUGUGCAAUAGUUUUGGCCUUCGUUUGGUAUGUACCCAGCUUUAUGAUGCUGCAUGAAACGUGAAUGGAAUCAUGAGUUUUUUUUUCUUUUUUUUUU